AACAAAAAAUUUUUUAUUUUCAAAAUUUCUAUAAGGCUAUAGAAAAUAAAUGAUCAUAUUGCUAAUUUUUUUCUCGAAAAGAUUCAGAAUAUGAAAAAGACAGCGUUCUAUGCAUGUGUCAAGUAAAUACGUUUUAGUUCGAUUGAAAAAUGUCAUCUAGAGAUAAAGAUAACAAAAGUUUUCAGGAUAAAUUUAAGCAGUUUUUUCGUCGAAAUCAAGGCACUAGAAGCAGAGGUUCAUUCGAACUCAGUGAUGAUAUUCUCAGAGAUAUUGGAAAAGAAACUCCCAUAUCCCAGAGAAUCAAGAGGUUGAAGGAUCUAACUGAACGAGUGUCAUGUAGCAACUUGGACACUGAUACCAUUUCCAAAUUAUGGAAGAGUAUAGAGGAUAUAUUCUCUAUUGAAAAUCUUGAAUUGAGAAACACAGGUUUUGUGUUUCUCAUAAAUUUGUUGAAACGUCAAAAUGAAGAACUUAAGAUUUCUAGGGCUGAAUUCUUUCGUUUCAUUAGAACUCACAAUAAUCCUCAAGAUGUUGGACACAGACUUCAACUUUUGGUUGCUUUGACAAAUAAUGGCAAAAAUGUACAACAUUUUGAAGAAGAUAUUGGUCCAUUCCUUUUGGGAUGGUAUUCUGAAAUUCAACAUAUAAAUAAUGUAGUGGAAUAUUUAGAAUUGAUAUUAAACAUCAUCAAAUUCAAUGCAGUAUGCUUAAAUAGCUUCAUACUUUCUGGGCUUGUUGAUCUUAUAUGUAUAUUAUGCUGCGAGACAUAUGAACAAAGAACAAUUAGCAGUUGUCUACAAAUAUUGGAGACUGUCAUAGCCUACAGCAAUAUGCCAGCAGAUGCAUUACCAAGAUUGAUUGGUGCUUUAUGCCGAACAGUUAAUAAUGAAGUUUUCUGUCAAGAAAGUUGGAAGGUUGGAAAAAACUUGUUAGGAACACACAUGGGACAUGCUUCAAUGUAUACAUUAUGCUUGAUUCUUGGGGAACAAGGUCUGAAGAGUCAAAUUUAUUUAUUGCGAGGCGCUGUAUUUUUCAUACAUAUGUCCUUGUGGAGCUCUAAGCCGGUAGCUAAUUUAUGUGUGCCUCCCAGUGCUGUUUUACCUUCAUUACUUGAGGCAGUUAAGACCAAUCAUCCUUUGAUAUGCUAUGAAGUUAUUUUGGGAAUGCAUGCUCUUGUACAGAAACUAGGAUUUGAUUUAUCGAAGCCAGCAUGGAAUACUGUUCUAGAAAUUAUCAAGCAUGUUCAUAACACUGUGGAAACUAAUAUGGGUCAACAGACCAGCAAUUUAAUUGUGACACCAAUGCAUGAAACCCUGAAUAUGAUAGAGAGCCUGAUCGAUACAGGCUUCUUUGGUGGUUCACUUGAGCAAUAUUUCGACAUAAUAAAAAAUUGUGCUAAUAGUCGCCCGGAAAGAAGUGUAUUGCGAUUGAUUGAAUACAUGUCCAGGGACAUUAUUUCGACAGAACAAUGUUGGCUCACUAACCUGAACCAUUUAUUGAAUAAAUUCUUUAAGUCUGAUGAGAUAAGAACUGACAUUAGGUUGGCAGCAUUGAAUGUUCUUUCUGGAGUUGCACACUUAAAUAGGAGAAAUUAUGAGGAAGAGUUGAUCGAUAACAUUGUCAUUCCCCAUUGUACUAACAUAGUUAAUGAUUCAAAUAUCUCAGUGAGAUCAGCUGUGGUUAAAUGUUUACUAAGCUUAUGUGUCGCUUGCGAGACCAAAAGGUGUGUGGAAAUGUUGGAUAUUCUAGAGAAAUUGAUGUUUCGUCCAUUUGAAGUUUAUGUCGACCACAGUCCAGCAGAAGCUGAUCUCGAAGACAUUUUGUGCCUAGUGGAAGGGUUGAUUGAAGUAUUCAUCUACAAAUUGGAGCGUUUGCCUUCUAACCACGCUGUGCGAAUAUAUAAAAUAUUAGUGCUUUUCUUAGAAACCCACUAUAAGAGGCCUUCUGUCUUUGCGAAUUGUUACAGAGUUAGAUAUCUGAUUUUCGAAUGUUUCUUGAGAAUGAGGGCAGAUGACCAAUAUCGCCUGGGUUAUUUGAAAGAUGAAAAAAAUAUUAAUUAUAGCCCAUAUUUGUGCGUAACUAGUCGUUCCAUGGAUAAGCCAAUUGGUUCACCUCUUCCCCAGUCACCGGCAAUAGGACAACAUGGUCUUCAGUUCAAUAUUACAUACGUUUCCAUCAAACGAGCUUUCAGAGUAUUCAUUAGCUGUUUAGAACGUGAAAGAGACUGGAAUGUUUUAAGAUUAGUUCUCCAGGAGCUACCUAAAGUGAUGAGAAAUAAAACUCUGAUUCUUUCAAAGCAUGGUAAUAUUCAACUGGACUUACUGGUAGAUGUUUUGAGCCCAUCGAUCCUGGACAAGCAGUUCUCUUUACCGGAUCAUUUCAAUAAAAUAGUGAACCGUCACGAGUAUCUCCACUUGUAUUUCAUGGUCUUGGUGACCUUACCUUCUUACCAUGCUUGCUUGGAUCAGAAGCAUCAGCAGUUUCUUGUGAGGUGUCUGUCCCGUAGCAUUGGAAAUUCCUUGCGUACCAGUCCACAGCAACUCAUUGAAGCCUUGACGAUUUGUUGCCUAGAAAUGAGAGACGUAAUGAUCAAAAUGCUGCCAGAGAUACUUUUGACAGUAUCUAAAAUUUCUCCAACUGUUGUUAUAGCGAUACCUGUUUUGGAAUUUUUAUCCACCCUUACCCAGCUGCCUAUGGUUUAUGCAAGUUUUGUGGAUAAGCAGUAUUUGUCUAUCUUCGCAAUAACGUCCCCAUUCACCAAUCCGUUCAAGUACAACCACUACACCGUAUCUCUGGCACAUUAUGUCAUAGGAGUAUGGUUCUUGAAAUGCAGAUUGCCCAUCCGAAUAAAUUCCGUGGCAUUUAUAACCAGUGCUCUUCAAACCAAUGUUUUAACUCCUUUCGAAGAAAGAAAUUUCUUCAAUAAGGUAGACCUGAGUAAGCUCAAUCUAGACAGUUCUGACAGGAAGAGAAGCUCGAGUUUAACAGAACAAGGUCCUCGUAGAAGAGCGGCUACAGUAUCUGGAGGUUCAGGUACCGCUGCAGGAUCUCAAGAGAAUAAGGGUGAAUUACUGAUGAAUAAGGGUCCAGUACCUCUAGCAAUACCUUUGACUGCUGCCAACGCGUCUGUGUUGACAUUUUAUGAAGAACUCACUGAAACAUGCAUUGACCUUAUGGCCAGAUAUGCAUUUUCACCUUCUAGUGCAUUGCCCAGACGUACGCCCACUGCUGAAUUCCUCCUGAAUGGCGGUCAAAGUAUGAGCUGGCUUCUUGGCAAUAAACUAGUCACAAUAACUACCAGUGGUUGUUCCCAAAAAGUCCUGAAACACGGACUUUGCGACAAAUGUUGGCACGCAUGUUCCCACGAACGUCAAGGGCAAAAAUCAGCCAGAAGCAGCAUCGAAAACGCAGAUGCUGCUCUGUUGACCCGCCAGAAUUCCAAUGAGAAAAUCAACCCCGAUUCUCCGGUGGACGAGAAAAUCGACGAAGAAAAGAAGGAGGACGUUCAAAAGAAGUUGGAGCAAAUGGUUACGGCUUACCCCGAUAAAUAUGAGAAGCCCUUAUGUUCCUGUUGGUGUCAAGCUUGGGCGGAAAUAUAUGUUCGAAGACCUACAGGUGACAUGUCAUGGGUGAUGAGGAUACAAAAUACCAUAUCCUCCAAAUCUUCAAUAAAUGAAUUUCCUCUCAAAGAGUUAACUCACUUAUUCAUGCCAUCUACAACCAGUGGCUCUGGAAACGAUCAUAGUUCCACAGGAUCUCGAAACAACUCUGCCCCAGAUACUGCACUAGAAAUCGUAUCUGCAGAAAAGGAAAAAGAUAUUGAUUCUUCAAACUUGCAUAUUCGUCUUCCUGGUUCCAGUUCAAGGAAUUCGCCGUCUCGACAAAGUUCUCGAGACAGCGGCGACGAGGACAUGGAAUACAUCUAUGACGAUGGAACAAAAACGAGGAAUCCGGUACGAAGGUCCAACUCCAGUCCGGAAAUGUCCAACUGGAAAAAUCCGUUCAUGCACCCCAAGCAUGACGACGAAAAAAGUCUAGAGGACGACGGUAGCAAAAAAGGAAAAUUAUAUUCGAAGGAUAUGAGAGUGAGUUGCGAAGCUAUUCCAGAGGAAAUGGCUGGUACAACCCCUCCAUCAAACGAAGCUCUGCCCCUGACCGACUUUUCAUUACCUGGGAGUAAAAAAUCAAACCCGACUCACCCCUCUCUCCUGAGUUGCCAUAGUUACCCAGGGUCUUCUCCUCCAGGCGAAAGUGGCAUCACACCUAAACCAUCUCAGUCGGUACCUCCCACCCCUAAUGUGACGACUUCUAUCAGUCAUCCGACUUUGCAGAGAGGAAAUUUGUCGAAGAACUCUUCUAGCGAUCUGUCUAUGGAAAGUAAUAAAUCGAGUAAGGAAAUGGACAAGGCAGCUCUAUCGGCGCAUUCGAAAUUUCAAUCUGUGACGUCUAAGCCACCGCAAAGUCCCACCCAAACUUCAUCCAAAGUUUGGAUCUUGAAAGAUAAAGAAGGAAACGAGAUCCAAAAGAGCGCUUCGGCCUCUGUUCUCGAUAGGAAUUCGUCUGGCAAUAGGGAUACAAGUAGAGACCGCAAAAGCACCGGCAACAUCGAUAAACUUAGCGAUUUCGAUCCGCAGAAGAGGGACAGAACGCACACCGUGGCCGGUACGAGCCACGGCGUCAGAAAACCCAGAAGCGAGCAGCUCAAACAGCUGACGAGACCGAGGGAAGCGCCAAAAAGCGGUAUCAAUCCGAGUUUUAUAUUCUUGCAGAUUUAUCAGAAGGUCGAUUUUGCGGAUUCCAAAGAGAGGCCUAUUCUUAUUGGAACAGAUGAGCCUAUAAGGAGAGCAAUCUCCAAUCUGGAUCGUAUUCCUCCGUAUGAGACUCAUAAGAUUGGAGUGAUUUAUAUUCGAGAAGGGCAGGCGAACAAGGAGAGUGAAAUAUUGAGAAACACCUUCGGUUCCAUUAGGUAUGGGGAAUUUCUUCGUAAGUUGGGCACAUUGUUCAAACUUCAAGAUGUAGACCCCCAACUCCAUUUUCUGGGAGGAUUAUCACAAAACGGAGACGAUGGCAAGUUCAGUUACAUGUGGCAGGACGAUUUGGUCAAAAUGAUUUUCCAUGUAGCUACUUUGAUGCCUAAUAAAGAGUCUGAUCCGAAUUGUUAUUCAAAGAAAUUGCAUAUCGGUAACGAUAAUGUUACCAUUGUUUAUAACGAGAGUGGGGAAGAGUAUAAUAUGAGUACAAUUAGGAGUCAAUUUAAUUUUGCAUCUGUAAUUAUACAACCAAUGGAUCAAAAUUUAAACAGGGUCACAGUGAAAUGUAAAGAAGAAUUAAUCAAUUUAAUGGGAGCUGGUUGUCAAGAGACCAAGAUUGUGUCAGAUCAAAGUGUUGCAAUACUUGCCAGACAGUUGGCACUCCAUGCUAAUUUGGCUUCUUUAGUACAUGGAUCGCUCCAUACAAAUUCCCAAAGUCCUUAUGCUUCCAAUUGGCUGGAAAGACUCAGACAAAUCAAGAAAAUUAGGACUAGAGUAAUUGAGGCAAUGGACUCCCCUCCUCCAGCUGAUAGUUUGAAUUCUAACUCGAAAUCCAGACAAAAGCAGAUGGAAGAUUUUACCGAAUAUACAUAGGAUGUGUUCAUGUUCAAAAUAUUUAUAACUAUUUUUUUUUUAUAAAAAAACUUUCAACCAUUAAUGAAAAUGGUCAAAGUAAGAUAUUUUCACAAUAAUUGAUUUGAAACUUCAUGGAAGGUUUAAAAUAUGUAUUAGUUUUUCUGAAAUAAAUUUUAUUGCAAUUAAUCAAAA
Harmonia axyridis is the source of this 5798-nucleotide messenger RNA. It is a transcript of the gene gig, whose product is annotated as tuberin. Bases 150 to 5624 code for a protein of 1824 amino acids. Gene Ontology annotation, cellular component: cytoplasm; nucleus; TSC1-TSC2 complex. NCBI's taxonomy places the organism in Eukaryota, Metazoa, Arthropoda, Insecta, Coleoptera, Coccinellidae. Gene Ontology annotation, biological process: negative regulation of Wnt signaling pathway; positive regulation of GTPase activity; negative regulation of phosphatidylinositol 3-kinase/protein kinase B signal transduction. Gene Ontology annotation, molecular function: GTPase activator activity. The record is from RefSeq and is a predicted model, not a curated record. The transcript has 24 exons.